AUGGCUAUCUCCUUGGAGAAGAAUGGCGAUGGCCAGCCCCGGUUUCCAGGCUGCUCUAAUAUUCGUGACUAUGAGUUUGUUGGCAAGCUCGGAGAAGGAACAUUCGGUGAGGUCUACAAAGCAAGGUCUAAGAAAGACACCGCAAUUGUGGCAUUGAAGAAGAUUCUUAUGCAUCACGAGAAGGAAGGCUUCCCUAUUACCGCCAUCCGAGAGAUCAAGCUCAUGAAAGCACUUUCACACCCAAAUAUACUGCAGCUCAAAGAAAUGGCAAUCGAGCGAGGCAAAGGCGAAGGCCGGAAAAAGCCAAGCAUGUAUAUGGUCUUCCCAUACAUGGAGCAUGACCUGUCAGGACUCCUGGAAAAUCCAGCAGUCCAGUUCAGUGAACCGCAAAUCAAAUGCUACUUGAUGCAACUCCUCGAGGGACUCAAGUAUCUGCACGCUCAACGCAUUUUGCAUCGUGAUAUGAAAGCCGCAAACUUGCUAAUCAGCAAUGGAGGUCUCCUUCAAAUAGCUGAUUUUGGUCUUGCCCGCCCCUACGACGAUGCACCUCCACUACCUGGAAAGGGAGGAGGAGAAUCCAAGAGAGAAUACACUGCUCUUGUCGUCACAAGAUGGUACCGCCCGCCAGAGCUGCUGCUGCAACUUCGAAAAUACACUACGGCUAUUGACCUUUGGGGAGUUGGCUGUGUGUUUGGCGAGAUGUUCAAGGGAAAGCCCAUUCUCACCGGAAAUAGCGAUCUCAACCAAGCGCAACUGAUAUUCAGUCUCGUGGGCACUCCCACCGAAGAAAACAUGCCUGGGUGGAGUCAGCUCCCGGGCUGCGAGGGCGUGAAGAACUUCGGAUAUAAACGCGGCAACCUCCAUGAAUUCUUUAGAGAAUUGAGCCCAACAGCUGUCUCGCUGCUAGGAGAGCUCCUCCGCCUUGACUGGAAGAAACGUAUCAACGCCAUGGAUGCACUAAAGCAUCCAUACUUUACUACUCCUCCUCUCCCCGCACGACCGGGCGAAAUUCCACAAUUCUCAGACUCUCACGAACUUGAUCGCAAAAAGUUCCGCAGCCAGCGAGCCCCAGUGCCUCCUGUUCCUCCAGGUAUUCUCGACAUGGGCCCCGCGGAGGUAGACCGAAUGUACCAGGAAAUCAUGGAAGCCAAGGACAUCUCCCACGACGAGGUCCUUUCCCGCAAUCACAAUCAAGAGACACCGGGCUUCCCCCGCGGCCUCCGGUGCCCUCAAACCCGCCGUGGGAUGCGGCACAAGCCAACAGACCUGAUGGGAGAGAUGAUCGACGAAACCAAUUCGGCCAAGGCCGCCCAGCAGGUAGGCCAAACAACCUGGACUCAUAUGUCCCAAACUAUAAUGAUCGCAAUGAUCGCCCUCGAGAUUCUGGCGAACAUGGCUCUUCAAAUCCCGAUUGGCGUGCAUCGGGUCGACGCGAUUACCGACGUGAACCGGCAAGGAGGAGAAGUCGAAGCCCUAAUUUUAGAGAUGGGAGUCGAGGAUGAAUCCAAGCAGCCCAAUGCAUUGGAGAGCAUUCAAUUCUACGUAGCUAGUAAGAGCUUGUGA
Penicillium soppii is the source of this 1563-nucleotide messenger RNA. Its product is annotated as CDC2/CDK family serine/threonine-protein kinase. Gene Ontology annotation, biological process: protein phosphorylation. Gene Ontology annotation, molecular function: cyclin-dependent protein serine/threonine kinase activity; ATP binding. NCBI's taxonomy places the organism in Eukaryota, Fungi, Ascomycota, Eurotiomycetes, Eurotiales, Aspergillaceae. The record is from RefSeq and is a predicted model, not a curated record. The transcript has 9 exons. Bases 1 to 1563 code for a protein of 520 amino acids. Gene Ontology annotation, cellular component: nucleus.